Molecule: messenger RNA, 3830 nt
Organism: Colossoma macropomum (tambaqui)
Lineage: Eukaryota; Metazoa; Chordata; Actinopteri; Characiformes; Serrasalmidae
Gene: thbs4b
Product: thrombospondin 4b
Exons: 22
Coding region: 226-3078 (950 amino acids)
Biological process (GO): cell adhesion
Cellular component (GO): extracellular region
Molecular function (GO): calcium ion binding
Source: RefSeq, a predicted model, not a curated record
CUUUACCUCACUCUUUUACAGACACACGCACACCAUUAAAUACUCACAGGCGCUCAGAGCUGACUCUUUUUCUCCUUAGACUCUCUCUGAGGGAGCUGUGGAAGAGGGUGAGCCUCUCUAAUACGUACACCGAGCUGCAGCAGACGCACAGAACUUUAAGUCACAAUAUUAAUCAGACUUAAACGAGCUUCACACACACACCAGUGUGUUCUGAGGGUGUGAAGGAUGGCAGGCAGGAUGCAGCUUCUGGUGGCCGUAUCUCUGAUUCUGAGUCUGAAUUUGGCUGCUGAUGCCCAGUCAACUGUGUAUAACCUCCUGACGUCGCCAGACUGUCUGCCAGAUCUCUUGCACGGGGGCCUGGCAGAACAGGGUGUAACAGAACUCUUCCUGCUGGCCACGUUCCGUCUGCAACCGAGAACCGGCACCACCGUGUUUGGACUCUACAAUCCACGGGACGGCAGCAAGUACUUUGAGUUCACCGUCUUGGGCAAACUCAACAAAGCUACGUUGCGAUAUCUUCGCAAUGAUGGCAGGAUGGCCACUGUUACCUUUAACAAUCUCAAAUUAGCGGACGGAGAGAAGCACCACCUCCUUUUCCACCUGAAGGGCAUGGAGGUCAGAGCUCCGGGGCCGGUCCCACAUGGUCAGGGGACGCUGCCCGUGCCGGGGAUAGAACUGUAUCUGGACUGCCGAUUGGUUGAGACAGUGAGAGAUUUACCAGCGGCAUUCAACGGCCUCAACAGCAACCAGGGGGUGGAGCUAAAGACCAUGCAGGGGAAAGCACAGGAGCAACUGGAGGAGCUGAAGCUGGCCUUUGGUGAUUCGCUGGAGAAUGUUGCAUCACUGCAGGACUGCCACACCCAUCAGAGCGACUCUGUGCAGACUCUGGGGCUCAACACCAAACAGCUGACCAAUCAGAUGUUGGAGCUGACCAAAGUUAUAAACGAGCUGAAGGAUGUGCUAAUUCAACAGGUGAAAGAGACUUCCUUCCUCAGAAACACGAUCUCUGAGUGUCAAGCCUGCGGCCUGGACGGGACGGUGGUGAAGCAGCGGUGCGCCCCUGGUGUGUGUUUCCGUGACGAUAUGUGUAUCGAGACACAGGAUGGAAUAGAGUGUGGUCCCUGUCCUGAUGGUUACACUGGAGACGGGUACAGCUGUGACGAUGUCGAUGAGUGCCAGUUUAACCCGUGUUUCCCGGGUGUGCGGUGCGUAAACAUGGCCCCGGGAUUCCGCUGUGAGGCGUGUCCUCUCGGCUACACUGGCAUGGCUGUGGAAGGCGUUGGAGCAGCUUUUGCGCAGACACACAAACAGGUGUGUGAUGAUAUUGAUGAGUGUAAGGGGCCAAAUAACGGAGGCUGCACAGCCAACUCGGUCUGCCUGAACUCCAUGGGUUCAUACACUUGUGGCGGCUGUAAAACAGGAUUCACAGGUGAUCAGGUUAGGGGGUGUAAGCCUGAGAAGAGCUGCGGGAAUCGCCUGCAAAACCCCUGCGACCCCAACGCACAGUGCAUCGAGGAACGAGACGGCACCAUCACCUGCCAGUGUGGUAUCGGCUGGGCAGGAAACGGCUAUCUAUGCGGUAAAGACACCGACAUUGAUGGCUACCCGGACGAGAAGCUUCGCUGCCGAGACCCCACAUGCAAGAAGGAUAACUGUGUUACAGUGCCAAAUUCAGGACAGGAGGACGCCGAUUCAGAUGGACAGGGUGAUGCAUGUGACCCAGACGCUGACGGAGAUGGAAUACCUAACGAGCAGGAUAAUUGCUGGCUGAAGCCAAAUGUGGAUCAAACGAACAGUGACAAGGAUAGCCAUGGUGACGCUUGUGAUAACUGUGUUAGCGUGGAGAAUCCGGACCAGCGGGACACUGAUUCAGAUGGCCUUGGGGACGCAUGUGACGACGAUAUGGAUGGAGAUGGUGUGAAAAACUUCCUGGAUAACUGCCAGCGAGUGAAGAACAGGGAUCAGCUGGACCGGGAUGGAGAUGGAGUGGGAGAUGCCUGCGACAGCUGCGGAGACAUUCCCAACCCCAACCAGUCGGACAUUGAUAAUGACCUUGUUGGAGACUCUUGCGACACAAAUCAAGACAGUGAUGGUGAUGGACACCAGGACUCAAAAGACAACUGUCCACUGGUGAUAAACAGCUCCCAGCUGGACACUGAUAAAGACGGCCUUGGUGACGAGUGUGACGAUGACGAUGAUAAUGACAACAUCCCCGAUUUCCUGCCCCCCGGCCCCGAUAACUGCCGUCUGGUCCCCAACCCUGACCAGAUCGAUGACAACAACGAUGGUGUGGGUGACGUGUGCGAGUCAGACUUUGACCAAGACAAGGUGAUUGACAGGAUUGACAACUGCCCAGAGAAUGCAGAGAUCACCCUGACAGACUUCAGAGCUUAUCAGACUGUUGUGCUGGACCCUGAGGGUGACGCCCAGAUUGACCCUAAUUGGGUUGUUCUGAAUCAGGGGAUGGAGAUUGUGCAAACAAUGAACAGUGAUCCUGGUCUUGCUGUGGGUUACACAGCGUUCAGUGGUGUCGACUUUGAGGGCACGUUCCAUGUGAACACAGUGACUGACGAUGACUACGCUGGCUUUAUCUUCGGCUACCAGGACUCGUCCAGCUUCUAUGUCGUGAUGUGGAAGCAGACAGAGCAAACUUACUGGCAGGCCACACCCUUCAGGGCCGUCGCUGAGCCUGGCAUCCAGCUGAAGGCGGUGAAGUCAAAGUCUGGCCCAGGUGAACACUUGAGAAAUUCCCUGUGGCAUACGGGUGACACCAACGACCAGGUGCGUCUCCUGUGGAAGGACCCACGUAACGUUGGCUGGAAGGACAAAGUGUCUUACCGCUGGUACCUCCAGCACCGUCCACAAGUUGGAUACAUCAGGGUUCGUUUCUAUGAGGGCACACAGCUGGUGGCGGACUCUGGCGUGACAAUCGACACGACGAUGAGGGGCGGCAGGUUAGGUGUGUUCUGCUUCUCUCAGGAGAACAUCAUCUGGUCCAACCUGAAGUACCGCUGCAACGACACUAUUCCAGAGGACUUCCAGGAGUUCAGCACACAGCAAGUCUUGGAUCCUCUGUAAAUUCCUGAAACACACACCUCCACACACAGCCCAAGUGUGCGUGCCAACGUCUGUACACAAUGUACGUGUCUAGGGUUGGGAUAUGCGUAUACACAAUGUGUAUGCCUUUACCUACUCUGUGCCAAAUUGCUCAUUUGUACUGUUAAAACCUAUUAAUCAUGAAAAACUACACGUAUUACCCUGCGUGAAGGUGCUAGACUCAUCAUUAUCACUCAUUUUCAUUCAGAAUUGGCCUGCGGCCCAGCCGCCCCUGCCACUUGCCCUUCCUGAAGUGGCUGAAAACCAAAAUAAAAUGUUCUUAUGGUUGCAGUACAUUAUGCUUAUAUGCUGGAAGUAGCUGUGGCUACAUAUAUAUAAGAUGGAACGGAAAGGAUUUGCUUCCGUGUGUAUUCAAAAACUGGAUUAGACUGAAUGCUUGAAAAUAAACCUGCCAAUCUAGCCAUUUCUGACCAAAGCUGCUGACCAAAUUUAGCCUUUCAUGCUUAACCUGCUUUUUUUUUACAGAUGCGUGUAAUAAUAGAUUUAUGUAAUCAGCUACUUUUGCACCAUGAGAUUAAUGUCAUGUAUCUUUCAGCACCGGGAAACACAGUGAUCACUUCUGAAAAUGUAAUCCUGCACCGAGUACAGCUAAUGUUAAUAGCUUUCACCUUGUUGGAGAUGUCAGUUGUGAUACGACACUAAGGCUAUGCAAAAAUGUCACGUUUACUUUCUGUGAAACACGGAGCACCAUUAAAACUGAAAGACUGAGGAAA